GUUGCAACAGUUCACAACUGCUCUUCCAGUCAGAACAGCAUUUACCAGUAAUAAAUCUACAAAUGAGUAGAAGAGAUAAAAGGACACUUGGAGAUGGCAAUAUUUCUUCUCCACCUGGGACAGCUAAAAGACAAAAAAGGCAUUCUAGCCCUGAGAGAAGAGGUGCCGCGGACAACGAACAAUAUGAUGUAAUUGCAGAGAAAAUGAACAACCGCAGAGGUCGUGCAGAGACUUCGUUCACUGUGUCGUGCACACAGCAGCUGGGCGAACUCCGUGGACGAAGACACUACACAACAAAGCCUGUGACUGGGGUGAAUAUUACAACAGCCAAGUCAGUUAUGAAAAAAAUUCAAUCCGAUCUACAUAAAAAACUACAUGAAGACAGCUCCAGCCCCAAAAAGCUCAUUCAGUAUAUCAGACAAAACAUCUCAAAACUGGACAAAAGAGAUGAAACAAAGAAAACUACUGUUGGAGUGGUUGGGAGGACAGGGGCUGGGAAGAGCUCUUUGAUAAACGCUAUCCUGGGAGAAAAAGACCUGUUACCAUCAGGAACCAUUUCUGCCUGUACUUCAGUCAUCAUACAGGUUGGAGCCAACAUAACAGACUCCAAGUACAGUGCUGAGAUUGAAUUCAUCUCAAAAGACGAAUGGGAAGAGGAACUCAAAACGCUUCUUAAUAUUUUAUCGGAGGACGGUGAGGAGAGGGAUAAUGCAAUGGUCAAUACAGCCAAUGAGAAGAUUGAAGCACUGUAUGGGGAGGAAGGUGUUAAAAUGAGCGUAGAAGACCUCCUGAAAGAUGACAAAUUCUCAGGAAUUCCAGAGUUUCUCAAAUCUGGAACCAAAAAGAUAACAUGUGAGACAGCUUCAGAUCUCUCGGAUGAGAUUAGGUGUUAUGUUAAGAAUGAUGAUUCAAGCCCUGGAGGAUGUUACUGGCCGGUAGUCACGAGUGUGACCAUCAAUGUUCCAAACUGUGAAGAUUUUCUAGAACACAUUUUAAUAGUUGAUCUCCCUGGAACUGGAGAUUACAACAAGAGCAGAGAUCAGAUGUGGAGAUCGAAACUGAGAGAGUGUUCUACUGUGUGGAUCGUAAGUGAAAUAAACCGUGCUGGUUCUGAAAAGGAGACCUGGGAACUUAUUUCUAACAAUAUAAGAGACAUGGCACAAGGUGGAGAGUGCAGCAGCAUCUGCUUCAUAUGUACCAAAACUGAUGACAUUGACCCACAGAACUACAUGAGAUCCACAAAGCUCAGGGAUGAAGACUUGCAGAUCACACCAAAGGACUCUCAGUACAAUAACAGAAAAUCCAAAUGCAUACUGCACAGGAAUAACAAAGCCAAGGAAACGGUGCAGAAGAAUUUUAAACGAUCUACAGUUAAGAAACAUUUAAACUGUGACGAUACAUUCCUUUCUGUGUUCACUGUGAGUUCUACAGAAUUCACCAAGACAGAUCCAAUCCUGACACCAGAGGAAACAGAGAUCCCUAAACUCAAAGAACUUUUGAGGGAGUACAACAAUAACCGGAAAAAUAAAAUGAUAAUUCACUACAUCUCUGGAGCACAUGGAAUCCUCUCCCUAAUUCAAGGUUUCAAGGUAAGUGACACUGAAAUGAUGGAAAACAAAUCCAGACUACAUGAGAACUUAAACAAAAAUCUUGACAAUGCACUUGAACACUUGCAAGACUACACUGGCCAAAUCUACAGGUGUCUGGAACUGCAUCUUUCGGAAGGAGCAAGAAAAUCUGAAGAAAAAUGUGCUGCAACUGCAAAAAAACUAAUAAAACCGGUAAAUGGAUUUCACCAAACACUGACAGCACUGUGCAAGAAUCAUGGGUACUGCAGGUCUAGGAAUGGACAUAAAGAUCUGAAUACAGACUUGGUCAAAGACAUGUUGCAAGAAAUUAAUAAAGCAUUCAGUGACUUCUUCCCGCUUGAGGGCAAUGUAACCGAGAAAUCACUGCAAGCACACAUUGAUAAAUUUACUAUCAUCCUGGAGAAUGAGAUCACAGAAUACAAAAAUUCUACAGUGCUGACAUUCCUUGAAACUGAGGAAAUGAAAGUGAAAGAAAUGCUUAAAGAAGAAAUUGUUGAGCGAAAAAAGGAAAUAUACGCAUCUCUUUCUGAAUCAAUUAAAACCACUAUGCUGCCCUGCUAUCAGAGGGCUGCUGCCAUUAGUGGAACUGGCUCUAUGAGGGUGAAGCAGGAAAUGCUGUUGAAACACAUAAAAUCAUCAAAAAGUGAAAUGUUCCAGACAGCAAAAAAAAAUAUGCUUGAACUGCUGGUUGAAACAAUGAGCUACAUCACAAAUGAGAUAAGAACAAGACUAAUGGAUUUGCUGACGCAUUCACUUGUUGGUGCAAACACCUUGUCUUACAAGAAUGUGUCCGAAGACAUGGAAGAAAUAAAGAAGUUAUUAGCUCAGGUCUCAGAUUAG
Messenger RNA from Colossoma macropomum (tambaqui), 2429 nucleotides. RefSeq names its product nuclear GTPase SLIP-GC-like. The coding region runs from base 63 to 2429 and encodes 788 amino acids. The transcript has 20 exons. NCBI's taxonomy places the organism in Eukaryota, Metazoa, Chordata, Actinopteri, Characiformes, Serrasalmidae. Gene Ontology annotation, molecular function: GTPase activity. The record is from RefSeq and is a predicted model, not a curated record.